Molecule: messenger RNA, 1758 nt
Organism: Folsomia candida
Lineage: Eukaryota; Metazoa; Arthropoda; Collembola; Entomobryomorpha; Isotomidae
Product: techylectin-5A
Exons: 7
Coding region: 143-1012 (289 amino acids)
Source: RefSeq, a predicted model, not a curated record
UAACCUUGCAAAUCUUAUUAUUUAGCAUAUUCCAUUUGCCUCACAACUUUCGCACUCCAACAACGGCUUCUAACGUUUUAGUGAUUCAUUACGCCUAAAUAAUUAUUUAAAAAAUAGUUUCUGUUGACACACGUAGUGAAUAAUGGCUUGUUCACGACCCCUCCUAAUUAUCAGCAUAAUCCUUGUACUAGGGUUUCUAAUUUGUGGUAUUUUCUUGGGAUACAUGUUCAUUCGAGACGUGUCGCGAGAUUCGUUUGACGACACCUUUCUGCCUAAAAAUUGUUGGGAGAUCAGAGAUCAAGCCGUAACCGAGGAGAGUUUCGUUCAAAUUGAGGAUAAUUAUACUAUAUUUCCAACUCGGGAUGCUGCACAUCCAGUUUAUGUUUCAUGCGAAAUGGAGCAGGAAGGUGGUGGUUGGACAGUAAUUCAGCGGAGAGGGUUUAGAAAUCCAGUCUCAUUUUCUGAUAAAACAUGGACCGACUAUAAGAAGGGGUUUGGCACUGCGGGGACCAAUUAUUGGCUGGGUCUCGAUAACAUUCACGCCUUGACCAGAAACAGAGACCAGGAAUUAUGGGUGUCUUCCAUCCAGACCGUUCACAGUUCUGUCAAUGGAAAAUACUCGGGCAGUUUCGAGGCGGAUAAUGGCAUGAUCUUUAAACGGUUCUGGAUUGAGGAUGAAGCUAACUUAUACCGGGUGCAUUUCCUCGAUGGGGUCCCGAUGGGGAGAGGAGGCGAAGAUUACCGAUAUUUUUACAAAAUAAAUGGACAACCCUUCAGCACUAAGGACGUUGACAAUACUGACAAUCCCGACGCCGCGUGCCAUAAAGAACGAUAUCCGUUCGUUGAACGGAGGCACAUUGGAGGUUGGUGGUUUCAAAAUUCAACAUGUGAAGCGGGAACAAACUUAAAUUGGGAACCCCGUACGCCAUCCAGUUUGCAAAUAUUCUUCCCCGGAAGUGGGAAUCGGAGGCCUGACAAGAUUUUAAUGCGAAUUAGAACGGCGACGGAAUAAGAAUUAUUUCCACAUUCGAAUUUCGCUUAGGAAUCAAUUUCGCUUAAUUUUCCUUAGUUAAAUCGUACUGCCUUCAAAAGCCAAAGAAUUUAAGGUCCGCAAUAACUAAAUAAUUCACAAGCACUUACGAGUACAUGUACAAAUCUAAUAUUAUAUAAUCAAAUUAUGCAUAUUUUAUUAUGCAGACUUGUAAACGCGCUACGAGAUACCUGAUAAAAGAGCAUGCAUCUACAGAUAAAUGAAAAUAAAAUAAUAUUAACAAAGGUUGAGACCAAUAACUCUAGAACUGCGUGCGACAUAAUGCAAUUUGCACCAGGAAUUUUGACGUAUAGUAAGGAAAGAAAUUGCCAAUAUCCUCUCUAAAAUCAAUUUCUUUGAACUUUACUCCGUAAUAUUUAGCACACCUAAUGCAAUUCCUUUUGAACCAUACGAACGCCGUCGAUGGUUCGAAAUAUUAUUUCCAAAAUCAUUUUACCUUGAAGAAGUUCUGUUCACCUUAUGUUAUAAGUUAGUUCAAAAUUAAAUUAUAUACAAGUCCAUGAUUUCGAAUCUUGCUAAAUUUAGCUAAAUAAAUCCGAUUUUCGAGCUAACUUUCCCCACCUUUCAGCCCCGGUAAAGGCGCAUCCGGUAAAAUACAUCUACGUGACACGUGUGUCUAAAGGAUAAAGAAACCCAAUGCGAACUUGUUCUUGGUAUUUUCGAGCACUAACUACAAUAAAAUCCACAAGUAUUAAAGAACAUAAAAA